This is a messenger RNA of Staurois parvus, 417 nucleotides long. The record is from the annotation of a GenBank genome assembly. Lineage: Eukaryota; Metazoa; Chordata; Amphibia; Anura; Ranidae.
GGAGAGCGGAUAUAGUGAAUGCGGGGUCCGGGGAGCGGAUAUAGUGAAUGCAGGGUCCGGGGAGAGUGGAUAUAGCGAAUGCAGGGUCCGAGGAGAGCGGAUAUAGUGAAUGCAGGGUCCGAGGAGAGCGGAUAUAGUGAAUGCGGGGUCCGAGGAGAGCGGAUAUAGUGAGUGCGGGGUCCGGGGAGCGGAUAUAGUGAAUGCAGGAUCCGGGGAGAGCGGAUAUAGUGAAUGCAGGGUCUGGGGGGAGAGCGGAUAUAGUGAAUGCGGGGUCCGGGGAGAGCGGAUAUAGUGAAUGCGGGGUCUGGGGAGAGCGGAUAUAGUGAAUGCGGGGUCCGGGGAGAGCGGAUAUAGUGAAUGCGGGGUCUGGGGAGAGCGGAUAUAGAGAAUGCGGGGUCUGGGGAGAGCGGAUAUAGU